AUCCUCACCUCUGCCACGUGGUUUUCAUUGCUGGAGCAUGCACUAUAAACCUUCUCGAACUUUGAGUGAUACGCUACCUUUAGACGAGCCCGAUACGCUUACGAAGUAGAUUUACACCCAGACUCCUACCCGCUAGUACCAUGGCCGGCUCCCGCGGGCCGUUUAAGGUGAUCAUCGCCGGUGGCAGCAUAGUUGGCUUGACCAACGCGCUAGCUCUGGAGAAGGCCGGCAUCGACUUCGUCGUCCUCGAGAAGCGAGAGAUCGCUCCGCACAUGGGCGCAUCCGUCUCUGUCCACCCGCACGUCCAGAGGGUGCUAGAGCAGCUCGGAGUGUGGCCCGAGAUAAGGGCCGGCACCGUCCCGCUCCACACCCGACAUCACUACAACCAAAAUGGGGACCUGUUUGAGGAGUCGGCGAUAUUACAGGAGAUUUCCAAGAUGAUGCGCAACCGGAGCACCACGUUUAUGGAGCGUAGGUUCUUGUUAAGCUGCAUCUACAACCAGAUCCAGGACAAGUCCCGAGUUCGCGCUCAGACCGGCGUGGCUUCGUACACAGAGACAGACGAUGGCGUCGAAGUAACGACGGACAGCGGCGAGGUCAUCAAGGGCGAUCUCUUCAUUGGCUCCGACGGCAUCCGCAGCACUGUGCGGGGUCUCAUCGCGCAGAAGAUCGCCGAUGCUGACCCUGCAGCGUCGGAAGAGAUGCGGUCUGGUUUCGUCAGCACUUACCAAUGCCUCUUUGCGACGUCGAGAAACGCCAAUCCGAGCGCCGGGGGCAAGCCAUUCCUCCCUGACGGCACGGUGCACAACGUCUAUUACUACGGCUUUUCUGGUGUUGUCGCCGCCGGCGUCAGCGGCCUCGUCUUCUGGUUCCUGUUCGUCAAGAGCGGCAAGGUGACCACGACGCCCAACACGCCACGCUUCACCGAGGAGCAGACUGAGGCGGUAAUCGCCAAGUACGGCCACCACGCCGUCGGCCCUGGCUACACCUUCAAGGACCUGUGGGACAGCCGAGUCAAAGCCGCGAUGCUGCCGCUCGAGGAAGGUGUGCUCAAGCCCAGGUGGAAUACGGGCGGCAGGGUGGUACUUAUGGGAGACGCGGUGCACAAGGCCACCGUGAACCCAGGCCUGGGGGCCAACUUGGCAGUGGAGGGCGUGGUGCACCUCAUCAACGAGCUGGUGCCCCUGGUGCGACAGUGCGACGCGGACGGCGGGAGGAAGCCGAGCAAGGACGAGAUCGUCGCCGUGCUCGACCUAUACGAGAAGAAACAUCGGCCGCACGCCCACACGGUCGUGUCCAUGUCCGGCUACGUCACCCGCUACGAGGCGAUGGAGUUCUGGUGGUUACGAUUCCUGCGCGUCCUAUCGCCCUGGGUCAGCGACAAGACGAAGGCCAACACCUUCGUCAACUACAUGAACGAGGGCCCAUGGUUGAACUACCUACCUAACCCGGACGACGAGGUGGUCAAGAGUUGAUUCGACAGGUUGUACGGUAUAAUUUUCGAACCCCUUGUCCCCGGCGGGAAUCUGGGCAUGGGUACAUACAUAGACUGGCCACGUAAUAGGUAAUCCCAAUUGUAAUAGGAUGUCCAGAGGCGUAUAAGCUGACAGAAUGCAUAACGCUUCCAAUUCUUUCUCUCUCUCUUGCCCCUCGAUGCGCUUCUUCCCCGCGAGCACGUUGCUCACAAGCAUCAACGUCCCGCGUUGCGCAGACUACGUAGCAUAGUCCCCUAUGUUGAUAGGUAGGUAAG
This is a messenger RNA of Durotheca rogersii, 1750 nucleotides long. RefSeq names its product FAD/NAD(P)-binding domain-containing protein. The record is from RefSeq and is a predicted model, not a curated record. Lineage: Eukaryota; Fungi; Ascomycota; Sordariomycetes; Xylariales; Xylariaceae. Gene Ontology annotation, molecular function: FAD binding. The transcript is spliced from 2 exons. Bases 141 to 1475 code for a protein of 444 amino acids.